Molecule: messenger RNA, 477 nt
Organism: Desarmillaria tabescens
Lineage: Eukaryota; Fungi; Basidiomycota; Agaricomycetes; Agaricales; Physalacriaceae
Exons: 5
Coding region: 1-477 (158 amino acids)
Source: RefSeq, a predicted model, not a curated record
AUGAAAGAGAUGGAGGAUAUCGAUAGGUGUUUAAGUAUGUUGGAGCUCAGUGCCAAACGGUGGAAUAUCUCCGGUCGCUUAGUGGAUAUUUUACAAGUCAUUGUUGGAGAUGCCCCACCUUCAACCGAAACCCAUUUCAAAGGCAGAAACAUAGCCUCGGAUUUCUCCUUGGGUGGUGCACCUUCGUUUAUGGCCUCCGAUUCCAAUGUGAACAAUUUCUUUGCGAAUACAGCGUGGCAAACCGGAUCGACGGCAACGCAUUCACCAGUGUCCACCUACGUCAAUACGUUAAACCAGGCAGGAGCCGGCUGCUCACGUCUUCUGCGUGAAGGGACCCGAGCAUCAGGCAUGCAGGAGUCAAUCACAUUGACAGAUGGAGCCACAUUGAAACCUGACGCAAUAAAUAUGUGGUCGAACGUGCCUAUGGGAUUCAGCUGGAACGAUUGGGGAGCAUAUAUAUCCAGCAUGGAGACGUAG